Molecule: messenger RNA, 675 nt
Organism: Acyrthosiphon pisum (pea aphid)
Lineage: Eukaryota; Metazoa; Arthropoda; Insecta; Hemiptera; Aphididae
Product: G-protein coupled receptor GRL101-like
Exons: 4
Coding region: 26-517 (163 amino acids)
Biological process (GO): hormone-mediated signaling pathway; adenylate cyclase-activating G protein-coupled receptor signaling pathway; activation of adenylate cyclase activity
Cellular component (GO): plasma membrane
Molecular function (GO): G protein-coupled peptide receptor activity
Source: RefSeq, a predicted model, not a curated record
GUUGAUAUCUGGAAGCUAUCUUUGGAUGUUUUUCGUCGCCAAGAUGACUCAUCGCGCCACAGAGACCCUAAUUCGACACCGGUCCCUCAGCGAGUCUGCGAUGGCCUGGCGAAUGAGUCUGUUGGUGGCUACAGACGCCGCGUGCUGGGUGCCCAUCAUAGGAUUAGGAUUAUGGUCUUUGGCUGGAUUCACCGUGCACCCACAAGUGUUCGCUUGGGUGGCUGUUUUUGUGUUGCCUUUGAACGCGGCGGUAAACCCGGUGCUAUACACACUGUCCGCGGUUCCGAUAAUCCGUCGUAGUGUUGUGUCAAACAGGAGGGCGGUGUCGCUCAGACGGUCUAUGACUAACGAUCCAAAUCGUACAAUGUCCACGACCAUGGUGCCAUCUACUGUGCAAUAUAACGGUGAUAAAGUGACUUUUUCGUUAAUAACAAAAAUCCCACCCAGAGGUCCGGAAAUCGUCGAGACAGAAAUGACCGCAAAUGGCCGAUCGAUCACAUUUGGAAAAAUGAUAUGAAUAAUAAUAAUAAUAAUAAUAAUACUGCAAUUAUUUAUUACGUGGUAUCUGAUCAGUGGUAUAUUUAAAUUGGAUUUAGGUGACUCGACGUCUGUGUUCGUAUUAUAUACUAAUAUAUAUAUAUAUAUAUAUAUAUAUAUCAGUUUAAGCAAGUUACC